AUGAAAACUUCAACACAUCUUCCUGGUGUUUGAGAAAUUGGUUUAAACAUGAAGGUAGUAAUAAUUUCGGUUUGAUUACUGGUAUUUAUUACUAAUAUUUUUUUAUUAAUUUCACGUCGUGGUCAUUUAUUAUCAAUUUUGUUAGCUCUUGAAUCGCUAAGAUUUAUUAGGGCUUCUCUAUAUUGCGUAGUUUUUAAGUUUGGGGCUUUAUGGUUUUUAGGCGUUAUUGCAGCCUUUAGGGCUAUUGAGGCUGCUACAGGUUUAGUUUUACUGGUACUUCUUAUUCGUUGGUCAGGGUCUGAUAACCCUAUUUGGCUUCAUAUAGGUGGUUUUUAG
Lingula anatina is the source of this 336-nucleotide messenger RNA. The record is from the annotation of a RefSeq genome assembly. NCBI's taxonomy places the organism in Eukaryota, Metazoa, Brachiopoda, Lingulata, Lingulida, Lingulidae.